CAAUUAAAAAUAAAUUUCCACCCUUACUUGAGCCUGGAUUUGCAAAUAAAGCAAGAUUAUGCGGAAAUGUUAGGAAUCUCGAUCAGACAGGCGACCAGCGCCAACCGCAGCAGCCACCAACGGCCGACAAGAAACCCGAAAAAACGAUAAAUAAGCGGCUUCAGCGGACUCAGGCACAGGUCAACGAAGUCGUGGACAUUAUGCGGGUGAACAUUGAAAAGGUUCUUGAACGCGAUAAAAAUCUCUCACAGCUGGAUGAUCGGGCAGGUGAGACAUUUAACGCAUCUUUCAUAACCAUUUUUUGGUCGUGCCUUUGUAAAAGUAUGAAAAAUAGUUCACCCACAGGUUCUUUAUCGAAGACGAGGUGCAGGAUUUUUUUCUUUCAAAUCUCUUGA
This is a messenger RNA of Hydatigera taeniaeformis, 395 nucleotides long. The record is from the annotation of a GenBank genome assembly. Lineage: Eukaryota; Metazoa; Platyhelminthes; Cestoda; Cyclophyllidea; Taeniidae.